GAGAGAGAGAAAAUCACAACACAGGCAGAUAGACAGCAACAGAAGCGAAGCGGGGAUUUGAGAUAGGACCAAAUAGACUGAAGAGGGAGUUGGCGAUUGAGAAAGUGAGAGAGAUAGGGUCAAUACACCGGGCGAAACGGGGACAUAUUGAUUUGAUGAAUAUUGCGUCAAAAUCGGUUAGAAUAACUCUCUGUGUUCCCUGAGUGACGGAAAGAGAGAUAACACACGCACGCACACACACACACCGUCCGGAGUCCGAAAAUGGAGGGCAUGGCAUAUGGAGCUGGGAAGGCUGGAGGUGCUUUCAACCCUAUAACGUUCUUCCAGCAGCCACACACCAUCCUCCGGAUCCUCUCUUGGUUUUUCUCUAUUGUGAUCUUUGGUUCUAUAGCCAACGAGGGUUACGUGAACCGACCGGACGAGGCCCAGGAGUUCUGUAUUUUCAACAGGAACCAGAAUGCGUGUAACUAUGGACUGUUCAUGGGAACCUUGGCCUUUCUCUGCUGUCUGGUCUUCCUGGCCCUGGAUGUCUACUUCCCACAGAUCAGCUCCGUCAAGGACCGCAAGAAGGCUGUACUGGCAGACGUAGGGGUUUCAGCAUUCUGGUCCUUCAUGUGGUUCGUGGGGUUCUGUUUCCUGACCAACCAAUGGCAGGUGGCGAAGCAGGAGGACAACCCCCUGAGGGAGGGAGGGGAUGCCGCUCGUGCUGCUAUCACCUUCUCCUUCUUCUCCAUAUUCACCUGGGCGGCCCAGUCCUUUUUCGGCUAUCAGAGGUACCAGCUGGGGGCAGACUCUGCUCUCUUCUCCCAGGACUACAUAGACCCCAGCCUGGAUGCUGUGGCGGCCGGGGACCCCUACACCUCCUUCACGGCCGGGGGGGACGAUCUGGGACAAGGAGCCCCUGUGGGGGGGUCCUCCUAUCAGGGGAUGAACGGCGAGGGUGGUGGGGGGUACCAGGAGUACUGAUGGAGGAAAGUGGGGAUGAAAGGAGGAUGGGGGAGUAGAGGGGGGUGGGGCAUUGGAAGUUUGAAGGGUAGGGAGCGGGAAGGAGUGAAAAAUGAAGGAGGCGUGGAGGGGGAGGACCAGGGGGAUGGAGGAAGGGGGAGUGGUUGGAGGGAUGGAUGAUGGAGGGGGAGGAGUCCAGAUAAGUGUGUGUAUAACUGACUUAUAACAGACUUACAUUCAUUAGUUGGACCAAAGCAUAGUUCUAAGGCUGUAGCGAGAAGGCAAAGCUAUUGUGGUGUAGAUAGUUCAUCACAGCUACUACCAAAAGAGAUCUCUUCAUCACAUAUAUUUUUUUAUAGUUAGAAAAUGAGAAAUCCCAAGUUUCAGUGUACAUAAGAAUGCUUAAUAGAUGUUCAUGUUUUUCAUGUAUCAUUGGACAAAACAUGCCUCUAAGUAUACUGUAUAUUGAAACUAAUCUCUGACAAACUAAUCUAGUUUGACAGUCGACCGACCGACCAAAUCUGUAAUUUAAUCUACCGGUAUGGGGGUGUUCA
Oncorhynchus mykiss (rainbow trout) is the source of this 1499-nucleotide messenger RNA. It is a transcript of the gene syngr1b, whose product is annotated as synaptogyrin 1b. The record is from RefSeq and is a predicted model, not a curated record. Gene Ontology annotation, cellular component: neuromuscular junction; synaptic vesicle membrane. NCBI's taxonomy places the organism in Eukaryota, Metazoa, Chordata, Actinopteri, Salmoniformes, Salmonidae.